AUGAGAGCACGUCGCCAUAAGGCAAAUGCCAGAGAGAGGCACCGAAUGCAUGGUUUAAAUGCUGCUUUAGAUAGACUUAGACGAUGUGUUCCAGUUCAACAAUGCCGUAAUAAUAGUCAACAAAAGUUGUCAAAGAUAGAAACACUUCGAUUGGCUCGCAACUAUAUAUCAGCUCUAUCACAGAUUUUGGUGGAAGGAAAAGGAAUGGAAGAAACUCGCUUCGUGAAUAUUUUGGCACAAGGACUUAGUCAAGCUACUGCAAACCUUUUAGCAAGUUCUCUGGGAUUAACACAAGGACAAUACCAAUGCUACAGUGGCCGAACAACAAGUGUACAGCAGCAUCCAGUGUUGGCCACAGUUUGGGGAAUGGGUGGCAUGCCAGGAGCUUGUUGCUUACAAUCAGACUUCACAAACCAGUAUCAACAGCAAAUUGUUGCUGAUAGCUUAAUAUGUAAUUCGACCUAUCAUGUUCAUAAUUCUCUUUCAAAUGACUACUGGGAAGAAAGUGAUGUUUCAUAUUCAAACCAUGAAUCAGUGCCACAGUUUCCGACUUGCCAACAGAAUUAUGAAACAUACCAUUAUUUAGGAAACUGGAAUCAUAACUGA
Molecule: messenger RNA, 606 nt
Organism: Gryllus bimaculatus (two-spotted cricket)
Lineage: Eukaryota; Metazoa; Arthropoda; Insecta; Orthoptera; Gryllidae
Source: the annotation of a GenBank genome assembly